AUGGUUGCCGAACUAUCUGAGGCAGAUCGAGCCUUUCUCGACGGCUUCACGGAGGAGCAGAGGAAAAAGGUCAUGUGGAAGCUCGAUAUCAGGCUUGUACCCAUGCUUGCCUUCCUCUACCUCAUUGCAUAUCUCGAUCGAGCGAACAUCGGAAACGCCAAGAUCGAAGGUCUGAUGGAAGACCUCAAUCUUAGCGGAACGCAAUACAACAUUGCUCUUUCCAUCUUCUUCGUGCCGUACAUCAUUCUGGAGAUGCCUAGCAACACCCUCCUGCUCAAGUUCAAGCGCCCGUCCCACUAUCUCGGUACUCUUGUGACACUCUGGGGAGUUGUCAUGACCUUGACGGGAAUUGUCAAGAACUUUGGAGGUCUUCUGGCCUGUCGCCUCCUUCUUGGAGUGUUUGAGUCCGGAUUCUUUCCCGGAGCCGUCUUCACCAUUUCCCGCUGGUAUCUCCCGAACGAGGUCCAAGUCCGAAUCGCCCUGUUCUACUCCGCGAGCGCCCUAGCCGGUGCCUUUUCAGGCCUCCUCGCAUUCGCAAUUGCAAAACUCGACGGCGUCGCCGGCGUCGAGAGCUGGAGAUGGAUUUUCAUCCUCGAGGGCAUCGCUUCCGUGGUCGCUGGUGGUCUCACCUUCUUCCUCCUAAUCGACACGCCGGAGCUUUCCAUGUGGCUCACGCCCGAUGAACAGAAAUAUCUUACGCUUCGACAGCUUGCCGUGCAGGGAAACAGCAUGCGAGUGAGAGAGGCGGAGAAGGCUCGAAAGUGGGAAAUUGUCAAGUCCGUCCUCCUGGACUGGCAGCUUUACCUCCAAGCCCUCGUCUACUGGUCCAACACGGUCCCCAACUACGGCAUGAAGUUCACCAUGCCCCAGAUCAUCAAGAACAUGGGAUAUACCAGCAGCAAAGCCCAACUACUCACCAUCCCUCCCUAUGUCAUCGGCGCGAUUUCUGCUUUUGUUUCGGGCGUCUUUUCAGAUCGAUUCAAGUGGCGCAUGCCCUUCAUCGUUGGAGCUCAGACGCUGGUUUUGAUAUCAUUCGCUGUCCUGUUCGCCAAGGCUGACGACAUUGCCAACAACAUUCCCGUCUGUUACUUCUCCAUCAUCCUUGCGAGCAUUGGGUUCUACCCGAUCAACCCUGGUGGCAACGCCUGGACGAUGAACAACCUAGCCGGACCAACAAAGCGAGCGCAGGGCAUCGCGUACAUGAUCUGCCUCGGCAACAUCGGUGGCAUCAUCGGAAGCUACAUCUAUAUCGAAGACGAGAAACCCAAGUACCCGACUGGCUUUGGCUCUUCUCUUGGCUUCGCAGGGCUCGGUGUUGGAGCCUGCUUGCUUUUGGAGUUUUUGUACUGGAAGAUCAACCAGAACCGCUCGGCCCUUACAGAGGAGGAAAUCAGGGCGCAGUAUUCUGAUGAGGAGUUGGAGAAGAUGGGCGAUCGCUCUCCUCUCUAUCGAUAUACUCUCUAG
Ilyonectria robusta is the source of this 1464-nucleotide messenger RNA. Its product is annotated as major facilitator superfamily domain-containing protein. The transcript is spliced from 5 exons. The record is from RefSeq and is a predicted model, not a curated record. NCBI's taxonomy places the organism in Eukaryota, Fungi, Ascomycota, Sordariomycetes, Hypocreales, Nectriaceae. Gene Ontology annotation, molecular function: transmembrane transporter activity. Gene Ontology annotation, biological process: transmembrane transport. Gene Ontology annotation, cellular component: membrane. The coding region runs from base 1 to 1464 and encodes 487 amino acids.